AUGAGGGACAAUGAGGAAAUGAAGAGGCACGUCAACCAUGACACGUAUGAGGCUGCCUUCAAGAUACUGUUUGACAGGAAACUUUUUUCAUGGCUGGCAGUGAAGGAGGCUUAUUUACACCAGCACCAGUGCAAACGCGUGAGUAAUCUGUUGUGCCACGAUAGUACGACAGCUAUGACGUCACUAGGUGACAGGAAUUGUUCAGCCGCUCUGUAUCAAAAUUGUUCCUCUUCAUAUGAAUGCAAAAGAUCAACACCAAAUAAGAUCAUAAAGGCUAAGUUUCCAAGCCUAAAUCUUUUCAGGUCGGGCCAUAAGAAACCGAGUGAACCUGCCUUCUCUCAAAAUAACCAUGAUGGACCAUCUGCAGUAGUUGCAAUGGACUUAUUACACAAGGUCAUCCAAAGACAAGAUGGAGAACCUCCUGAUGAUUCUUCUGAAGCGUUAUGGUCCUGGCAAAAUAAUUUUAUGAAGAGACUGGACCUCCUGGGACACAAUUUGGAUGCCCUGACCCACAAUUAUGGAAGCAUAGUGCCUGUGGACUGGAAGUCGUCCCAUACGAGGACCUUGCAUUUGCUUACUCUGAACCUGUCAGAAAAAGGUGACGGCUUGCUCUUUGAUACUUCAGAUGAUGAAGAGCUGGAAGAACAGCUGGAUAGGUAUUCCAUCACAGUCUCCUGUGUUAACGACGAUCCCCUCUUCACUGCAGAUCAGGUUAUUGAUGAAAUUAUGCAGGAAUCACUGGACCCAGUAGAUGAGGAAAUCUCCACACAGUCAGACUGGCUUUCAAUGCUUUCGCAGGAAAUUCAAACUCUUAAGAGGUCCAACAACAGUUAUAACGAGAGAGUAAAAAGGCUGUCAGGGUCUGAACUAAAUGAACAACUGGAAGAAAUCGAGACCACCAUUAAGGAGUACUUAAAGGAGCUGGUGCAGCAAUGGGCACUACAGAAUGAACUGGAGUUUGAGAAGCAAGUGAAAAACAGCUUUAUUUCUGUUCUUAGUGAAGUGCAAAAUAAACAGAAAGAGCACAAAGAAACAGCCAAAACGAAAAAGAAACUCGAAAAUGGCGGCUCUCAGAAUGGGAAGAACAAGAGAAGUCACAUGCCUGGCACAUAUUUGACCACAGUCAUUUUUUAUGAGAAGAAAAAUGGACCACCAUCUGUUGAAGAUCUCCAGAUACUAACAAACAUUCUUCAUGCCAUGAAGGAGGAGAGUGAGAAGGUCUCCAGUUUAUUCGUUGAUUAUAUCCUGAAAGUUCUGUGUCCUACAUGGAGCAGCACUAUUCUGGGAGCAUCCUCAUCUCCUGUGGACUUCAUGCCUGGUUUCCUGUAG
This is a messenger RNA of Tupaia belangeri chinensis (Chinese tree shrew), 1329 nucleotides long. RefSeq names its product fasciculation and elongation protein zeta-2-like. Gene Ontology annotation, cellular component: cytoplasm; axon. The record is from RefSeq and is a predicted model, not a curated record. NCBI's taxonomy places the organism in Eukaryota, Metazoa, Chordata, Mammalia, Scandentia, Tupaiidae.